GUAGUGUAAAUUUUGUUUCACUAACUGUUUUAUGUUAAUGUUUCAUUUUAAUGUACUAUGAUAGUGUUUAAUGAGAGGGACUAAUACCUAUAUUAACCUAGCUAAUAUUUAAUCAAGCUGUUUUGGGGAAAUUAACGGUAUCAGUAUACGGAUAAAAGCGGAACUGUAGCCGCCAGUUUCACUUUAUGUAGUAUUUUUGCAAAGGACCCGAGAUGAUCAAAGAGGAUCGAAUAGUUCCGUGUGAAGUGUGGAGUGAUUAAAGAAUGUUAUACUUAAACCGCUUUUUUAUUCAGUCCUAAAAUGAUAUAAUGCAGAUGUGUAUUUAACAAUUCAAAGAACGGAUUACACGCAUGUGAGAUGCGACUAGAUUACAAUAAUAAGUCGCUAAGAGAGGUGACCAUGACAUGUGAUGCUGACGAAAUCGCACGGAUUAUGUACGCCAACACUACGCAUAUAUCAAUGUAUUUUGUUAUAACUUUAUCUGCCGUUGCAGUAUUCGUAGGAACCAAGAAGAUCUUUAGCAAAGUACGCAGAGAAAUGGCCCAAAUGACUGUGGUAGUGGUAGGGGCGGGACCUAUUGGUUUGACUUCCGCACUAAUUGCAGUUCAGUGUAAACGUGUUAAGAAAUUAGUGCUAUACGAAGAACAGAGUAAGUCAAAUGUUGAGAGACGGUCCUACCAGAUUGCCAUACAAUCCUCAAAUGUAUCACUUCUCAGGAGCUACGGGAUAGACUUUGACAACUUAGAAGGACUUUGGCACAAUGGAUGUUUUUAUACACGUGUAGGAAUUUACCUUGAAUAUAUCAUACACGUGUUGCCACUUUAUUCCACAGAAGUUGAAAUUAACUUUGGCACUAAGUUUUGCCGUGAGAGUAGUGAUGUUGUCGACAACUUAACGGGUCGUAAAUUGGUCAUCUGUUGCGAUGGUUCUACAGGGCUUGCUUCACGUGCUUUAGGUCUCAGUGACGAAUGUGUCAUGCAUUCCAGUGGAAUAUUUGGAGCUGUAGCUGCAAUAGAACGUAACAAUCAGACAUUAGUGCCAACUCCAGAAAAACGUGUACAUAAUUUAUCUUUCGAUCUCUCAGCGUACGUAUCGUCUGCUUAUGAAGAUGAUGGGCGGACAAACUUUACUUUGAAGAUAUUUGGAAAUUCCAAGUGCAGAUAUUUGGCGUUAGCUGUCAAUAAAUGUGAUUCAAAUGUGGUCAGAGCUUUGAAAACAGUAUUAGAUAAAUCGAUGAUGAGAAAUAUAUUUUUGAAAUGUUUCAACACGUACAAGCGGUCGGACGAAGCAAGUAUCAGCGACUCUUACUGCCUUAACAACAUGAAAUUCAGCCCAAGGAUGUACGAGAUCAAAUUAUCACAAAGGAUUGAGAGUGUAGCUUAUAUCUCAGACUGCGAUCUCUUCAUAAUCACAGAAGGGGAAGCAUCCAGGUCAUAUAACUAUAACACAGGAAUGGAUAUCAAUAUUGGUUUGAAAGGUUUAACUGCGCUCCAGCCAUUCAUAGAAAAGGUGACCUUGGCUGAAACAGAACAUUCCAUCAUGAAAUCCCUUCUAUUCAAAAUGGAACAUUCCGAUAGGAUAUGUACAGAGUUUUUAAAAUUUGGACUGAGAGAGUAUAUGUUUUUGUGAUGCUUGUUUUAUAUAUUUUGUUGUUUUUAAUAAAAUAUCAUGCGCAA
Messenger RNA from Mercenaria mercenaria, 1676 nucleotides. RefSeq lists its product as uncharacterized. The record is from RefSeq and is a predicted model, not a curated record. Bases 358 to 1629 code for a protein of 423 amino acids. NCBI's taxonomy places the organism in Eukaryota, Metazoa, Mollusca, Bivalvia, Venerida, Veneridae. The transcript is spliced from 5 exons.